AUGGUCUCAACACUAGAUGACUCAUUUGACUAUCUUUUUAAAAUAGUCCUUAUUGGAGAUAUGGGGGUUGGUAAAACAUGUGUUGUACAACGUUUUAAAAGUGGAACAUUUAUUGAACAACAAGGGACAACAAUUGGUGUAGAUUUUACAAUGAAAACAAUGAUAGUUGAUGGUAAAAAAAUUAAAUUACAAAUAUGGGAUACUGGUGGACAAGAAAGAUUUAGAACAAUUACUCAAAGUUAUUACCGCAGUGCAAAUGGUAUAAUAUUAUGCUAUGACAUGACAUGCAAACAAAGUUAUGAAUCUUUACAAAGAUGGAUAGAUGAUGUUGUUAAAUAUGCUGUCCCAAAUGUAUCAAAGAUUUUAAUAGCAACUAAAGCAGACAAGGAGAAUGAGCGCGUUGUUGGAUAUGAUGAAGGACUACACUUAUCAUCAACUCAUAGUAUGUGUGGAUUUUUUGAAGUUUCAUCAAAAAAUAAUAUCAAUAUUGAACAAAUGUUUUACAAAAUGGCUGUUAGAUUAAAAAAACAAUAUGAAAGUGGUCUUUUAUUGGAUGAAUCAGGAAAUUCAUUUUCAAUCAAAUCAAAUGAAACAUCUGCUUUACCAAACACAUUUAAUAAUUGCUGCAAAUUUUAA
Messenger RNA from Strongyloides ratti, 636 nucleotides. RefSeq names its product RabX6. Gene Ontology annotation, molecular function: GTPase activity; GTP binding. The transcript has a single exon. The coding region runs from base 1 to 636 and encodes 211 amino acids. NCBI's taxonomy places the organism in Eukaryota, Metazoa, Nematoda, Chromadorea, Rhabditida, Strongyloididae. The record is from RefSeq and is a predicted model, not a curated record.